AUCCGAGCAUAUCGGGAUGUUUUGAAAUUGACCAAAAAUUAACACUUAAGUGAAAAAUGGAGGAAGUAGGGAAUUCUAAUUUUUCCAUUUUUAUAUUAGAAAAUGUGUGUAAUUAUGCAUCUCACUAUGGGCACUAUUAUAUAUGGCAUUGAAAAAAAAGUCCCCUUGAUGGGAAUCCUAAACUGUCGGUUUGUGGCCAGAAGAUAAAUGUUUAAGAAGGGAAAAAAAAAAAAAAAAGGUAGUUCCACAUUCAACCAAAAAUGCCCAUUUGUGAAUCCUAUCACUGUUCAAUUAAUCUAGGUAGUGACACUUGCUUUGAUUAUUUAAGAGGUUGGAUUAGUUGUGCCUGGCUUCAUGCUUAGAUGGUGAUAGGAUUUGUCACUAGUACUAUGUUUAGGAAUUUUUGUUUGGUACUAGAUUAUUUUUCUAUUCCAUGUUGACAUUAUUAUCAUGUUUAAAACAAAAACUCUUUCUUUUUUCGUUGUUGUUUUGCUUUUGAAGAUAUUGCAAUGUAUCGAUAUCUGCAACUGGCGUAAAUGGCAUAAAUGAAGGAAUGCAGCUAUACAUUUUAUCUCAGCAAAGCAGAUUAGAUUCUUCUUCUCUGAUUGGUGGUUAUUUGAGGACUGGGGACAUAGUAAAUGCAAGGUGCCUAUUUGAUCAGAUGGUUGAGAGAGAUGUGGUAGCAUGGACGGCCAUGAUCUCAGGCUAUGCUAAGAAUGGGGAAUUUGCUGAGGCAAUUAAGCUUUUUCACAUGAUGCUGGUUGAUGUUGUGAAGCCAGAUGAGGAGAGAUUUUGAUGACACACAUCUAAAUGGGAGAUGGAUGUGCAGAUGGUGGCAUGGGAGUCCAUUUCCGUUUUGUGGUUUCUCUUCUCACUUCCUAUUUGGAUUUUGUUUUCAAAUUAUAGGAUGAGGGUUUUAGUGUGCUGCCAUUCUUUUGACAUGGUGCCAUGUUGUCACAGGAAGUUCAUUCUCAUGGGCACCAAGUUGUCACAGGAAGUUCAUCCUCAUGGGCCUAAGUCAUGGACUUAACUAAAUUUAUGGUAAUAUUGUACAUUAUAGAGAUUUUGCACAAAUAAAUCAAAUUCCAUUUU
Magnolia sinica is the source of this 1092-nucleotide messenger RNA. RefSeq names its product pentatricopeptide repeat-containing protein At1g14470-like. The transcript has 2 exons. Gene Ontology annotation, biological process: RNA modification. The coding region runs from base 554 to 796 and encodes 80 amino acids. Lineage: Eukaryota; Viridiplantae; Streptophyta; Magnoliopsida; Magnoliales; Magnoliaceae. The record is from RefSeq and is a predicted model, not a curated record. Gene Ontology annotation, molecular function: protein binding; RNA binding.